Naegleria gruberi is the source of this 3624-nucleotide messenger RNA. RefSeq names its product extracellular ligand-binding receptor. The record is from RefSeq and is a predicted model, not a curated record. The transcript has a single exon. NCBI's taxonomy places the organism in Eukaryota, Heterolobosea, Eutetramitea, Acrasida, Naegleriidae. Bases 1 to 3624 code for a protein of 1207 amino acids.
AUGAGUCUUGAUGAUUCAUAUGAAGCGGAUAAAACUUUGAGGAAUGUAAAUUAUUACCUUAAUUUAAAUCAAACAUUUUUUGGAUUUAUUGGAUUUUUCGGAUCUAGAACAAUACAAUCUGUAUAUAAAAGAUUAACAUCACUGGGUUAUCCACUUAUUGGUAGCUAUACAGGAGCUCAAUUUUUAAGAACACCUUUCAAUAGAAAUAUUAUUAAUGUUGUAAGACCAUCAUAUUAUGAUGAAGUUGUUUCAUUACUUGAUUAUUUAUUUUAUAAUAAGGAUGCAAGAAAAAUUUCAAUAUUUUAUCAAACCGAUAUAUUUGGAUCUGAUGCAUUCACAGGUGUUGUUGAAUCUUUACAAUAUUUUGGUGUUAAAUUAUGUUCUCAAAGUCCUUAUAAUGUUACAACAAAUAAUUUAAAUGAUAUUGAACAAUCUGUAAAACAAUUAGCGAAAUGUAAUCCAGAUUCAAUUAUUAUUGUUGCAUUAACAAAUGCAACUCAAACAUUUUUAAAUCAUGUUGUAAAUUCAAAUCUUUUUAGAAAAGAUAUUAAUAUUGUUGCAACAUCCAUUAAUAGUGAUACUUUAGUUAGAGUAUUGGGAUAUAAUAUUUCUUCUAAAAUAAUUUUUAAUCAAGCAGUUCCUGAUCCUAUUGAUAUUACAAAUCCAUUGGUUGCUUCUUUUCAAAAAGCAAGAAAAGUUUAUGAUCCCAACUCUAAAGAUUUUGGAUCUGUUGCAGAGUUAGAAGGAUAUUUAAUUGGAAAAUUUACCUAUAAUUUAUUACAACGAACUAGUGGUAAUUUAACUAGAAAUAAUUUUUUGAAUGAAUUAUAUUAUUCUCAAGAAAUUUUAAUUGAUAGAAUGAGAAUUGGAACUUUUACUGAUUGUUCAAAUUCUUCAGGAUGUUUAAAUGAGUGUAAUCAAGGAUCUAAAACUUUUUGGAGAGAUAGAGUAACAAGUGAAAAUAUUCUUAAAACUGUUGAUGUUUUUACAUGGUAUUCUGUUUGUACAUCAACACCUUCUUCAAUAAGAUUUCCUUAUUUAAUUGGUCAAAUUGUUUUUAAACAUGAAAAUUAUUCCAAAAUUAAUACAUUUUUAAAAGAAGGUAUUUAUAAUGGAUUAUCUUUAAAAAAUAUUAAUGGAAAUGAGAUUCACUUAUUGACCUUAGAGUAUGAAAAUUUUCAAGAUUUAAUUUCUAAAACUAUUGAAUUAAUAACAUCCUAUAAUGUAGUUGCUAUUACUGGUAUUACUGGACUAGAUAAUUUUAAUGAACAAGAACAAUUAAUAUUUAAAAAUUUAUUCCUUCAAAACUUUACAGAAAUACCCAUUAUUGGCUUAAUUACAGAAGAUCCCAAUCUAAUGUCACCAAGUGGAAGUAAUUUUCUACCAAGUUUUAUAAAUCUGAAAACAAGUGUUAUUGAGCAAAUUGCUACAUUAUUGGAAUAUACAUUUGAAAGAGGAUUUACUAGAAUUUCUAUUGUUUAUGAUUCAAAAAAUUACAAACAUAUUUAUGAAUAUUUAUCAAAAUUAUUAAAAAUUGUUAAUUUAGAAAUAGAGAGUGAACAUAACUGUGAAGAAAAUAUUUUAUUUAAUGCAACUAUCAAUCCUCAUGCAAUACUUGUCUCUUGCAAUAAUGUUAAAAAUGUAAUUGAACAAAUUGAUAAUUAUUCAAAUUUUAGAAAUGAUGGACUGUUAUUAGUUUUAAAUGAUAUUUUUCUUUCUGAUAAUAUUAACAAUUUAUUUAUCAAAAGAAAAUUAAUUUAUAGCACUCCAUUUAAUCAUUUCAAUAAUAGUUCUAUUUAUUUAUUAGAAUUAUUUUCAAUGAAUACUAAAUAUACUCAAAAUCAAGAAUAUUUCAAAUCUGAUAUUGCAAUUGAGGGUUUUUAUAUUGGAGAUUUUAUUUCCUUUAUUAUGGAUAGCCUUUCAGAUGCUGGAAAACCAAUUACUGGUAAAAGUUUUAUUGAAUAUCUAUAUUCAAUAGAGAAUAUUAAUCUUCAUGGUCAAGUUAUUGGGACAUUUAGUAAUGUAAAAUUACCUUUAUGUAAUUUUGGAAUAAGGCAAAGAUAUGUUUAUCAACUUAAAGAAAAAUUAACUGAGCAAGUUUAUACUUCUAAAUUUAGUACUGAACAAUGUGGUUUACAACAAGCUAUUCAAAGUUUGGAUUCUUCAUCAUACUCAAGACCUUUUCAAUUUAUUAAAUUAGUUAAAACAUCAGUCAAAUAUUAUACAGAUAGUGUUAUAGUUGAAUAUCAGGAUGAUUUUAUUGAAGGUGUUAAUUCUUACUUUUUAAAUCUAAAAGAAGAUUCUUCAAAAUAUUACCCUUUUACCUUUCAAAUUGUAACAAAACUGUAUACUGAUAACAAUGAUGUGAAAAGUAUCAUCAAGGAUCUUAUCAGUAAGCAACACAUGUUUGCAUUUAUUGACCCUGAUAUCUCUGAUACGCUUACUGCAUCCUAUCUCAUUGAACAAAGUAAUAUUAAUCAAAUACCAAUAAUAUCAUCAGAAUCUUCUAAUUUAAUAUUUAGAAAAUUUUCAAAAAAUGUAUUUAAUCUAUUACCAUCCAUAAUUGAUCAAAGUGUCGCCCUAAUUAAUUAUUUUAUAAGUAAUUUUCCAUCAAAGUCCAUAAUCAUACUUUUGGAAAAUGAUAAUUAUUGGUAUGAAAAUGAUUGGAUUAAUGAUCUAUCAGAUAUUUUGGAAGAUGGUUUUGUCAUUAAGAUUAAAAUACAGUCUCUUAACACUUAUAGACAAGUUAAAGACGAUAUUUUAUUAAUAUUUACUCAACCUAAUAAUUUUAUUCAAUAUUAUUAUUCAAAUAUCCAUAACUUGCAAGACAAACCAAUUAUUGGGCUUAUUUCUGAUAUUUAUAAUACAAUAGAGAUAUCAGAAUUUUUAUAUUCGCUUAAUGAUCCUUCAUUCAUUUAUACACCAGUUAUUGAGCUACUAAACGUAAGCUCUUAUGUUACUACAAAAUUUCAUCAAGUUUUUCAAAACUAUAAUUCAACUUUUCCCUCUUCCACUAACAAAGUAUUGAAUGGAUUUAUAACGGCAUUGUUCAUUGAUGAAGUAUUUGAAUCAUUUAUCAAUUUGAAAAACAAGUCUCGAGCUGACUUUUUAAAGAAAGUAUAUGAAAUUUCCUCUUUUGAAUUAGGAGAUCUUAAAAUUGGCUCAUUUAUAGAUUGUACGUCUACCAAUAACAGUCAAUGUAUGAGUUGUAAUCAAGGAAUAAGAUCUAUGAUAAUAGCGAAAACAAUAAGAAUUGGAGAUUUUGUUCAGUUAAUAGAAUCAGGAAGAUAUUCUUACGAAACAUGUGGUGUUGUAGCAUCAACAAAAGACUUGACCAGCCAUAUUUUACUGUUCGUACUUGUUAUACUAAUUACUCUUGUUAUUAUUAUGAUAAUCUUACUUUCUAUUUUAAUAUCAUACAAGAUAAUAACUAAAGGAAAAGAAUCACAAUAUGCACCAAUAUCAAAAGGUACAUUUGCAUUUACAGAUAUUCAAAAUUCAACAUUUUUGUGGCAAACAAAUGAGAAGGCAAUGAAAAUUGCUCUUUCAAUUCAUAACAAAAUUAUGAGAAGAAAUAUUAAGAUAUUUAAAGGAUAUGAAGUUAAAACAGUAAGUAGAAAAUAA